Cryptotermes secundus is the source of this 990-nucleotide messenger RNA. It is a transcript of the gene Trs20, whose product is annotated as probable trafficking protein particle complex subunit 2. Lineage: Eukaryota; Metazoa; Arthropoda; Insecta; Blattodea; Kalotermitidae. Gene Ontology annotation, biological process: endoplasmic reticulum to Golgi vesicle-mediated transport. The transcript has 3 exons. The record is from RefSeq and is a predicted model, not a curated record. The coding region runs from base 133 to 555 and encodes 140 amino acids. Gene Ontology annotation, cellular component: nucleus; TRAPP complex; cytoplasm.
AGUACUUUAUUUACGGUCUUAAGUCGAACGGCUAGUGAACAUUUUGGAAGUUUUUGUUUGCGAGUGCUAAUGAUGACCCGCUAACGUUCCUCCUUCCUUAUUGUGUUAUAUUCGUUAAAUACCGUUUUAAAUAUGGCAGGAAGCUAUUAUUUUGCAAUAGUUGGUCACUUAGACAAUCCAAUAUUUGAAAUGGAACUUCCAUCGGCAAGUAAGGAAGUCAAGAAAGAAGAUCACAGACAUCUGAAUCAAUUCAUAGCACAUGCAGCUCUGGAUUUGGUGGAUGAACACAUGUGGAGGACUAACAAUAUGUAUCUUAAGUCUGUUGAUAAAUUCAAUCAGUGGUUUGUGUCAGCAUUUGUCACUGCAAGUCAUAUGAGAUUCAUUAUGGUGCAUGACAACAAAAAUGAAGAUGGAAUAAAAAAUUUCUUCAUGGAAAUGUAUGAAACAUAUAUAAAAUACUCUAUGAACCCAUUCUACAAAAUGAACACUCCAAUCAAGGCCCCUGCAUUUGAACGGAAGGCCCAGUUCUAUGGAAAAAAGUAUUUAUUUGGAUAACCUGUACACACCAGUGGAAAUGCUAAUGGCUGCUGUCAGAGGUUUCACCUGAUUUGUAAAAGCAGUCUGUACAUAUCUGUAAUCUUCUGUACCUACAAUUAAAACAGUUUUGGAUAAAGUGUACUGUUUUCUCUUAUGUGAUGUCUUGUAGUCCAGCAGAAGUUCAUUGGUGUUUCAGAGGAACAUUAUCUUCUUCAUUAGAGUUGAAGAGGAAGCCAAGUAAGCAGCAAGAGGUCUCAACUGGUGUGCAGUGGCACAUUGCAGAAAAUUGUACUCUUCAUAGUCACCACUAUGAGAACCUCAAAUCCAAUACAACUUUAUAUAAAUUUAAGUUAUCUCUUAAGUUAUAAAGACUGUUUGAAAUCUGUAUUCUUUUGUACAUCUGUAAAUAUCUUGCACCUGAAGAAAAUAAAAGGUUGAGUGUUGAAUUAGGAA